ACAGCUGUUACAAGAAGAUAUUGCAUGUAUAUUUUAUGAGGAAAACACUGUAAGAUUACUAUUGUGUGGAUUUAUACGGGAUGGAUAUAAACAAAUAUUUCAUAAAUAUAGGGACAUUUAUAAGUGUGUAAACAAAUGCAGUUAUUUCUGGAAAUUUAAGGAAAUUUAUAAGUGACUCACGAAGACUCAUAGACAUACUGACAGAGUAUACAAAUGGCAUCGAUAUCGAACGACGUUCCGGAAUUUCUGAAUGAACUAAUACCGUACCGAUGCCCGAAAUGUGGACACUUGCGAAGAUUUGCCACUCUUAGAGAACUCCGUCAGCACCUUCAAUCAGAGCAUUCAUUUCAAAUGGGUUUCGUCAAGCCGCAUGCACGCGCGCACGUGUUUAAAGGCACACGUGACGGUAGCAAUUCUUCAAGUUUCUCACGAAGUUUAUCAAGUGAAGACAUGUUCAAUGGGACGAGUGGCAAGCACGGUAGAGAUCAGGUCAAUGAAUUACGUAGAAACAACAACGAAUAUGACGCUAGUAGAAAGUUUACCAGAGACACUUCACCGUUACUGAGGUCUUUUAAAGAAGAAACUGAACUUUUAGAAAAAGAGUUACAACAAGCCAGGCAAAAUGAAAUGAAACACAAAACCUUAUCCAUGCAUAAUCUUACCGAAUGUUCAGUUAAUACAGAUUUUAAGAAAUCUCUAGAAGCAAUACAAAAACCAACAGAACCAAAACCUAAACCGAGAAAUACAACUGGAGAGUUCACAAGCAUCAAUCCAACACAUUUCCAUACAAACUUUGUUAAUAAGACUGAAUCUUACGAGCCAUUUCCUCAUGCUCAGAUAGGUUCAAACUAUGAUUUCAAAAGCACGCUGGACACCCUGAAUUCUGAAGUAAUGAAAUCGCGCAUGAACCAGUGGGUGACGACAGACGCUCUGUAUAAAUCGCAAGAUUUACUUAGAGGGAUGGAAACAGCGGCAGAAAUGAAAUGUCAAGAACAGAAGGGGAUUAUAGAGAAGCUAAUACAAGAUAUGAAAACCAAAGAUGCCAUGUUGGAGUCGCGAACAAAGCAACAAGCAGAGUUAAGUACAGAACGGCAAAGGCUUUUAGACGAAACGGAAUCAAUCGUAAAGCAAACUGAUGAUUACAACACGAGAUUGAGACAUGAACUGGGCGGUAGAGGGAAAAUUCUGGAAGGACUGAACAAGGAAUUAGAGAAACUAAGAACACAAUCGGAGCAAGAAAUUAAGUCAAAAGAAUGUGACUUACAGAAUGCAGCACAGAAGAUCAGUCAGUUGGAAUGGGAAAGAGAAAGGUUGAUACAAGAAACUGACAGCAUACUGAAACGAGCGGACAGAGACACUGGCAAGUUAAGAGAGACGCUACAGAUGAAAGAAGAGGAACUGAAAAAUGUUAACAAAGUUCUAAAUCAGCUAAGACAGCAGCAGCAGACGAUGUUGGAGAGAACAAUGACAGUAUACAGAAGCUCGGAGGAAAGUAGGGAGAUAAUGAAAACUGCAAUCCAAACCAAAGAUGGUCAGUUGCAGCAUGCCAUGAAACAAAUCGAGAACAUGACGUCAUUGCACAAGCGUCUUUUGGAACAGUCACAGAUACUGACUGAUCAAGCAGACGACAACACGUCAAGUAUGAAACGCCUGCUUCACGCAAAAGGAGAACAAAUACACGAUCUGGUGCAGCAAUUGGAUACUCUCAAAAGAGAAAAACGAUAUCUCGAAGAAAACACAGUAUCACUAGCAGAACAGGCAGAAUCAAGUGUUUCUGUCGUACAAAACUUGAGAGAUAUGGUCAAACAAAAGGAAAAUGAUUUGAAAACAACACAAAGCGAGCUCCAAAACUUAAAGUCAUUUCUGAUGACCACUGCUGAUAAAGAGAAAGUAGCAAGACAAAAGUUGGAGGUAUUCAUAGAAGAUCUGAUAAAACGAGCCGAACAGGCAGAAUCGGAACUACACGUGCUGAAAAGUCAGUCAACACAAUCCGCUAGUACACUCCAUGACGUGAAGAUGGAAUCGUUUUCAGAUAUUCACAACAGUGAAAGCACGGCACGGAAAAGCUUACCUUCCAAGUUAAAUAUGGAACCGUCGGAGUACCAUGCAACAAAUCUCGAUCAAACACAACCAUCCAAAAGUCAUCUAGGUCAAACAGAUUCAAUUUCAGACAGCUUUAAAGCCACGCCUUUGAAGAGUAUGUUUGUUACAGCCGCUGAUGUACACCAGUUUCAUCCUGGUAACAUGGGUGAUAUUAUCACUCCAGUAAGUGCUGACGGAAAUAUAUCGCCGAGAAAUAAUACGAGCAAUUUGCUUAAUUUAACGGGCAAGAGACUCGAAGAAAGCGGUGGUUUUGUCGUGCAAGAGGAAAACUGUCAUAGUCCAGAUAACUCUUACUUACAUAGUCAGCAAAAUUUGACAGAAAGCGGUAAAAGUACAUCCUAUCUAGAGCAAAGUGGAAGCAAUAAGCCUCAUCGUCGAAAAAAAUCUAAAGGAUCAAGAAAAAGAUUUGAACGUUCUUACGAAAGUAGUUCAAAUGAGGCUAUUGACAAAUGUAAAGAGUUUCAAAAGCGUAGAAAAGAUUCAAAUGCAAAAGACGUGAAAGAUACACCGCACCAACAUACUAAAGUUUCCAGAAGGGCAAAUGUAGACACUGAAGAAGAACUAGAAAAUUCGACAGAUGAACUUGAUUCAGAAGGUCAUUCUGAUACUGAAUAUUACAAACUUCAGGAUGCUGAGUUAAUGAGACUAAAAAAAAGUUGUAAAGUUAGUAGAGGCUUGCAAGUUGGUGCAUUUCUAUCAAACCAAAAUUUAGAUAAUGAAGCUGAAAAGGACUCGGAUGAGUUUAAUACAUUUUCAACUGAAGAUGAUAGUUAUGAUGACAUCGAAUACAGAAAUAGACCAAGGAGUAUAACUCCAAAUAGAACGUACGGAUUAGAAAAGCACAUUGGAGAAGAAGCUGAAAGACCUGUUACUAUGGGCAAAUCGCCGAAAAAUAAAAACACAGGCAAAGAAAAUAGACACAAGGAGAACAAAACGAAAACAAGGCACUAUUUGAAUCGCAAGUUUGAUACAAAUCCUCCAACUGUUCAUCGAAGUAUGGUUAACAUCACUAGAGAUGGUAUUGAUUUUUCCGAAGGCGAAGUAUUACUACGCAAUGAGGAUAGACACAGAAGGUCAAGGUCACUUUCACCUAGAACAAUGGCAGCAAGGGCAGCAUAUCAGACGAGAGAUAUAGAGCAGUUUCCAGGCACAUCCGAAUAUGAGGAUGACAUAAGUGAUGACGAUGACGUCAUAAUGCAUGGAAAUGAUGUAGUUGAAAAUACUGACGGAGUGUUCAGUAAUAUAAUGGAUGACAAUGGUAUAUUGUGGGAUGAUGAUAACGCUACUCUGCCGGAUGUCUCUGAUUCGGAGCUUGAUAGGGUAAGUCCGUCUGGAAGUGAAGCUCUUACUAGCAAAAACCUGUGCAAUGCAACGACAUCUGUUUAUUCGAAUCUGAAUGUUUCGCCAAAGACACCUAAACAUUAUGACAGAAUUGUAAAAUCUCAUCCAAAAUAUGCACAUAAUGAUACUGAAGAAUCAUCAAUAUCAAAUGUUGCCAAAUUACUUAAUAGUCCAAGCAAAAAGUCUGGACGCCGAAUGAUAUCACCGAUUAGGAAAACAGAAACGAUGGAAAUUAAAACUUAUUCACGGUCGCCAAAAGCGAUAAAGGAAGAUGAACUGAAUGAUACUGAAAAUUCUAGAGACAAUCAGAAAUCAACAAAAGUGACAUUUCGGCCAAUAAAAUCCCCAUUAUUCAGCAAAAGUAGUACAUCGGAAAGAGAUCUUAGUUCAGGUGGAAGAGAAGUGAAAACUAUAAUGAACGCUUCUCCUAAAAUAAACGUAAUGGGGGCUCCGGGAACAGCUAGUCUUGGCAGUUUAUCUUCGAAUUCACGUAUACAUAGUAGAUCAAGUGGAAAUUUAUCUUCAAGACUAAGCGGUAAUUCAAGCUAUAUUAGGUUUAGAGACUCAACAGUUAAGAUCCCAGAAAAGAUAAGUAGAACACCCACGCAAGCAAGCACGUCCCAUCGCAUAAGAAAUACAACCACUGGCCAAUAUAAAGCCACAGCUGCAACAGAAGCUGGUAAAAUGCAUCCUAAAGUUCGAUCGGAUAAAGGCAGCGGUAUGUUUACAAUUGAAUAUAAUACACGUAUGCCUACAGAGAGUAUUGAUGAACGGAUUGAGAGAAUAUCUAGCAAAUAUAGUCCAAAACAUUCUAAUAAACCUGUUAAAAAGGAUGAAAACAUUCCUUUAAAUAUUGAUGAAAGGAUUCAAGCUAUAAACAGCAAAUACAAAACAAGACGAAAUGAUAUUAUACAAGGAAAAGGUGUUGGUUCAGAUCAUGUAUAUUCCACGGAUGUAGACAGAGCGUGUAAUAGUAAGAGAUCUCCUUCGACUGUCGGCUCUCCCAUUAGUGGCAAGACAUUACAUACACACAAUGGAUCAUCGUUUUCAACAACACCAGGGUUUCACUUAAGUAAGGAUGAAACCCCGAUGAAUCAAGGCACUUCACAAUUGAGACUAUCACCUAAUGCAUCAAUUCCAAAAGGACAAAGUUUGACAAAUAGUGCCUAUCCUCAACAGGCAUAUCCGCCAUGGACUUCUGUUAAUGGUAUCUCGAACGGUCAACCAUAUUUUCAAUACCCAUUUCCGUACCCUCCAAAUUGGAAUCAGUAUCCUCCAUUUUAUUCAGGAAAUAUGGAAACAAUUCUCCAGCAACAUCUUCAACAGCAACAACAAACGCAAAAUCUAGAGAGCCAGAAACGAAACCAAAGUACGAACAUACAACCUGAAGAACAACAUCAAAGUAAAGACCAAAUCACACAAAAUCGUAAUCAAAUUGUAGAACAAGAUCAGCAGCAGAUACAAAGACUUGAGAAACAAAACGAGCAUCAACUACAAAAAGAACAGCAUGGAAUACAGAAACAAAAUAUGUAUGAAGAUCAAAAAGUAGAUAAAACUGAACGUUGCAAACGUGAAAAGUAUAGAAGUAAUGCAGCAAGUCCGUAUGCGGACCAAAUGUUUGAACUGAAAUCAGAUGCAGAAAAUACACAUAUUGCAAAGGAAAGUGAAAUGAAAGAGUAUGAACGUGGUCACAGCUCUGAACUGAAAAAGAAAUGUCCUUCCGGUCUAGAUAUUGACACUGUUCCGAAACAAGAAGGCACAUCAACCGAUAAACAUGAUCAAGAGAGAGCUGAAAAUGAUAUUAUUUUCCCUACAGCGACAUUUGGUACUCGUGAGAUUGAAUCACCUUAUGAGAAAAUAGCGCCAGACGGGUUGGAAAGUACUGAGGCUGCAAACCUCUUAGGAAAACGUUCAAUAGAAAUAACACCUAUUCCUGGAAUAUCCAAACAUAAAGAGGCCUAUCUUAACACAAAAGAUCAUGAUCAUGAAGCAUUAACUUCCGAUAUCAACUUGUCACCUGAAUCACGUAACGAUACGAACGAAGAUAUUGAAGAAAUUAUUGGAAUGAAAUUAAAAAGUACGGCGAGUAUACCAAAUCAUUGCACACUGGAUGACAAUAUCGACUCCAGAAUUAAACCCAAUCCGCAUCUAUCACUAUUUGAUGAUACAGAUAACGACGACUCUAGUUUAUCAAUAAUGAAUAAAACUAGUAUAUUUGCUGAAGAAAUCGGCGAAGAAUCAUCUGCAGAGUAUGAUUCAAAUACUCAAUCUUAUCUCGAUCUUCCUGAUAGGGUCACGGAUACUGACAUUGAAGGUGACACAGAUACAGAAUCUGUGCGUAGAGAUUUCUAUGAAAAUACUAACAGAAUAAAAGAACUUUUAGACGGUCCGCAAAAUGAUUUUUCAGAUGUCUAUAGGCACAAACUCACAAGGAAUACUACUUCUUCAGCAUCAUCACAAGCUUCUUUGGAGAUACUUGACAGAAUUCCAACGGCCAAAAGGGAACAGGUAAAACAGCGGCGUGCUGCGCUCGUGUGUAUAUUCUCCUUUCUUGACACGAGAACAUUGUCACGUGUUGCACGGGUUUGUCGUGAAUGGAGAAUUGUUAGUAGGAGUCCGAAAUUGUGGAGAAGAGUAGAAAUUAGAGGGGAGAAAAUUUCGUCACAGUUCUUAAGACAAAUAUCUCGAAGAUGUUCACAGCUACGUGUCCUCAUUCUCGAAGAUUUACAUCCGAGAAACAGAAAUCACGAGGAGUCUGUUGAAGAUUACCAAAAGAACAUCAGAUGCAGUCUCGAGAUUGGAUAUGAGCAAAUUUUGAAGAAAGCAGAGGCCACACUACACACCAUCGUCAUAGUUAACUGUGGGACUCUUUUCUCUGCUAAAUGUCUGUGGAUAGCAAGCUGUUGUUGUCGAAUGUUGAAGCACGUGACCUAUGUUAGUGAUUUUGAUCCAAUCAACGCCGAGGUCAUGUGGGCUUUGGGAUCAGGGUGCAGGGAACUUGUUACUCUAAAAUGUCAGCCAAUAUUUCCAUGUGUACAUGCUGAUAAUUUUACAACGAAAUGUGCUCAACUGGUAGGGAAGUGUUUUCGUGAUCUUGAAAUUGUUUCGAUUGGUGGGCUGAUUGUAGAAGUCAAUGCCAUGAUAUUCAUUGCCAAACAAUGCCAGAAACUUAGAGAAAUUGAAGUUCAUCAGAUGCGAUUUAUAUCAUGUGACAUUAUUGAUGAAAUGUGCCAGAAUGGUAUCCAAUCACUUAGAAGUAUUCAGUUUCUCGCGACACCAGUUGCUCCCGGAGCAUUGGCUGUUUUGCAAGGAAAUUGCAAGCACCUAGAUGUCAUUUAUAUUCAAUUAACUGAAUCCGAUUUCACAGCGUCUGUAACCAAUCAAAGUGCCACAUCACAAAUACCGGAAUAUCAUGAAAUCGUGGACGGAUAUGAGGCUUUAAAGAACCAACCAUCAUUGUGCAAUAUCUUGGCGUUAAAAGUGGAACGCCCUAAAACGCCGCAACCAGUAAAAGAACCUUUACCGGAACGUUCAUUCUUUGAUCGUUUAUUUGGUAAAAAUGAAUGAAAAUACCGCUUUUUCUACAUGAGUUUAUAACAAGAACUUAUUCUCUAAGCGUUCUAUGGUAAACGGAUAAAACCACCCUCUAAUAUAAUCAGAAGAUACAGGAGAACUAAUAUGGAAACAUUAGGGCGACAGUAUUAAAAUCCCAUUGUUGUCACUGGACUGUCCCGAACCGAGUAUUGUUAACUUAAAACAAGAACGUUGUUAAAUUAAAACAAUUUCAUAUGUCAUUGUUUGAAUGAAGACUACAUAAUAAUCUUUAUUAAAGUCUCAUCCAUACAUAACAACAUACAAAAAAAGUUUAAUUACAUAAUUUUACAAUAUAAAAAUUGUUUGUGUGCGGUCAUUCUGUAGACAGACUGUAAAAGUUACAUAGUGGAAGGGAGGCAACUCCCAAGCGCUCAUACUGCAAGGAUAUCCAGUAUAACUUACAGAGUUACCUCUCUUCAUGCCUCAGAUAUUUCGUUUAAUAAGCAGAUUUUCUGUGUAAAUGAAAAAUGUAAAUAUAUAUUCAUAUUCAUAUUGCAUUAACAAUAAUUGUUUAAAUUACAUUUUCAAACAAAGUUAAAAACUUUGAAUGUAUUUUUGAUUUUAUUGUUGAUACUCUAUUUUUUGUAAAUAGGUCAAUCUAUUGAGCAAUGAGCCAGUAAAAGUGGUAAGGAAAGUGGCAUUGUUUUUAUGGAAGACUCAUUUAAGUUCUAAUUUUCCUCAUAGCUAUUUAUUUACUUAUUCAUUUUUGCUUUAUAAAUAAUGUGUAUGUCCUCAUGUAUUUUUUCUUAUUUCUAACAGUCUUCUUUAGUGUUCUGAUUAUUCAAAACAAUUAAUAGAUAUUUAUCAUAUUCCUGGAACACGUAUUUGAUAUUUGAGUUGCUCAAGGCCAGUAUAUAUUAUUUAUUUUUCAUAUUUAUUUUGCUAUUUUAUCCAAAGUUGUACUAACAUAAAGUUUGGUUUAUAGGUGACAACAAAUAUUUAUAAUACUCUGAUGAGUUACUGAUAAUGUUUUCACCAGCUGCAAGAAUAUUUUACUAGUGUUCAACACUUCAAUUAUUUUGUGACAUUAUAAAUUUUAUAAUAUGAGAAUGACAUGAAGUAAUAUAUAUGUGAUACAUGUAAAAUAAAUUACAUACGAGGAAUGAUUCAGAUAUUCAAUUAUAUUUACUAAAAGUUCAAAGAACAAAGUUUUUUUUAACAUGACUGUUUUUUUUCUCGAUUUUACAUCAAGUUCCGGCAAACUUUGGACAAAAUCAAUUUUUUGUAUCAGGCACAUUGGUGUAUUAUAAAAUUUAAAAAAAUAAAAAUGUGUACGUCGUGUUUUUUGAGUGAGCUGCACCACUGUGGCGUUUCAUUGGUUAUUUAAGGUCUGGGACGGCACUGUAUGACAUUAAAUCAAUAAUUUUAUGCAUAAAUACAUGAAACCUCCAACUUUACGCAGGUAUAAAUUUAUUUUAUUGAAGACAACCUGAUAUUUAUCCGAAUAAUAAACAAAUUCCGGAUAAUUCUGGAUCAUCCCUCGUUAAAGUACAUAUACUCAUGCAUUGACGCUUGCCAGUAUGUUUUUUUUUUCAUUCAAUUAGAUAUCAUAAUUGACAAAAUUAAAGAUCAAAUACUCGACAUGUUAACCCGGUGAAUACUAAGUAAACUUUGCACAUUUAUAUGCCUUCGUAAUGAGAUUAAUAAAAGAGUA
Ruditapes philippinarum (Manila clam) is the source of this 8692-nucleotide messenger RNA. RefSeq lists its product as uncharacterized. The record is from RefSeq and is a predicted model, not a curated record. Bases 214 to 7011 code for a protein of 2265 amino acids. Gene Ontology annotation, molecular function: protein binding. NCBI's taxonomy places the organism in Eukaryota, Metazoa, Mollusca, Bivalvia, Venerida, Veneridae. The transcript is spliced from 21 exons.